This is a messenger RNA of Aspergillus puulaauensis, 1359 nucleotides long. RefSeq lists its product as uncharacterized. The transcript has a single exon. Lineage: Eukaryota; Fungi; Ascomycota; Eurotiomycetes; Eurotiales; Aspergillaceae. The record is from RefSeq and is a predicted model, not a curated record. Bases 1 to 1359 code for a protein of 452 amino acids.
AUGCCCAGUCGCGACUAUCCGCCCUCUGCAACAAGGCAGAGGUAUCCACUAGGGGUUCUCGACCUCAGCAGGGCCGAAUUGCAAUCGCUCAUAGAAGUUCUGGAUGCAGAGCCUGAGCUAGACGUUUUUCCAUACUACACGAAGGACACCCACAUUCAAAUCCAGGAUUCCAUUAGGAAACUACCUUCCGGGCUUCACAAAAGGCGCUCAAUCCGUUCUCUACCCUGCGCCUCCAUCCCUGCCGGAACUCUAUGUACCACGCACAGACGCCUAAACCCGUACAUAAUCGGCCAUAUCUUCCGCUUGAUUAAACGAGAAGUCGAAGACCACCUAGAUCUUGUCACUAUAUGGUACUCAGGAGAUUUACUUCCUCCUGUUAGGGAGACAGUUCAAUGUCUACGAUCACUUCGGGGUAUGUGGUGCGACCCCAUCUCAGAUCAUACUCCCCCCAGUGAGACUGUUCCACGCCAACAGAACAAGUGUGAAGCGUGUAUGACUGCGUGUGUCAUUUCUAAUCCGAAAUACCUGCAAAAUCUCAGCGCAGCGCUUCGGAGCCGAACGCGGGAACGAUGUUCUGCCCGAGCUCCUCCAAAGCUUUCCCGUGUUAUCCUGGAAGCUCUGAAUCACUGGUAUGGAGGUUCGGACGAGAUGAUCUACGGCUAUGUCGUGAGAAUUUCCAGAUGUCUCAAGCAGGCCCGGAAGGAUGCAGCGCGCAAUAAACGAUCGCAUGCUCGUGAGUGUGAUCGUACUAAGUGCGCUGCCCGUCAUCUGUGCUAUUCCGCACCUGCUGAGGAAUAUGAACGUCCGUAUCUUGAUCCUCCCACUCCAGAACGCCAGCCAACAGUUGAAACAGUCCAUGUCUGUAUGCAUCCAGAGACUGUUUCGCCGCUGCGUCCAGCAAACAGGCCCAUGGAGGUGGAAGAGGACGAGGAGGCAAAAAGGCAAGAUCAACUCGUCAACGACAUCCUUAACGCCUACAAAAGCCUCUCCCCAGGUUGGAAGCGGGCUGCUGCUGCUUUGCUUCCAGCUCUCGAAGAUCCAAAUACGCCUGUAGACCACCAAUAUCAACCGUCGAAUAUCAGCCCCUCUCACCCAUCACCUUCCACGCAAUCUGACUAUGAGAGCUACCCGUAUAACACUAGCAUGGUUGAUGAUACAGAUAUUCCAGAUAGUCCUACUAACGAGCAUCUAAUGAGUCAGAUCGGAAACAUGCUCAUCGGGAAGGGGUCUCGGGCUGAGAGCGAGCAUCGCCCAUUCCAAGGGCCUGCUGAAGUUUCACCUCCCAGCUCGUACCAAAGCACCGCUGAAGCCCAUUUUGAGCCUGAAUAUAGACCGUGGCAAAACCGAUUGCUAUGGUAA